Molecule: messenger RNA, 2937 nt
Organism: Tachyglossus aculeatus (Australian echidna)
Lineage: Eukaryota; Metazoa; Chordata; Mammalia; Monotremata; Tachyglossidae
Gene: FMO2
Product: flavin containing dimethylaniline monoxygenase 2
Exons: 8
Coding region: 511-2166 (551 amino acids)
Molecular function (GO): NADP binding; flavin adenine dinucleotide binding; N,N-dimethylaniline monooxygenase activity
Source: RefSeq, a predicted model, not a curated record
GCCUCAUGCCAGCAUCCUGGAAGUCCCUUGGAUGAGCCUCUGUUGCUUUGGGCUUAAUGAUGCUCAGUUAGGGGCGGAAAGAAGAGAAACUCCUCCCACUUCUCAAAUAUUCCUCCAGCUCUUAUAAUGCAUCCAACUAUUUACAGCUUAGCACUCAACCCCAGGGAAAACAGCGAGACUAAAUUGGAGUGGGGCUAGGAAAACACAAGAGGUAAGAAAUGAGAUAAAGUCCUUCACUCCAAAGAAGGAGCUGGGUGAGGAACACAUUUCCAAAAUGCUGAUGAAAGGCCGGAAGUUCCUGACAUGCCUGAAGUUACUGGAUAGGGUGACAAACUCUCAAAGAUUAAACCUAGUGCAGAGAGAACUAAUCCACAGCAGCAAAACUGAGAGGAACCAAGCUUUUCAGAGGAGCUGUCUCACAAUCCGGGGACCAGGAGGGGGUUGAGGGAGGCUUUGGAAAGUUGAAAGGUUUAGAAAGGGUUAGUUUAAGCCUGAGGGAGGGGCCUUUGCAUGGUUCUGUGCAGGUUAGGAGAUCUGCUUGACUAUCCCCUAACUCAGGUGACCAUGGUGAAGAGAGUGGCGAUCAUCGGAGCCGGGGUGAGCGGCCUGACCUCGAUAAAGAGCUGCCUGGAUGAGGGUCUGGAGCCCACCUGCUUUGAGAGGAGCGAUGACAUAGGGGGGCUGUGGAAGUUCAAACCUAACGUGGAGGAGGGUCGAGCAAGCAUCUAUCAGUCUGUUAUAAUGAACACCAGCAAAGAAAUGUCCUGUUUCAGUGACUUCCCAAUGCCUGAAGGUUUCCCAAAUUUCCUGCACAACUCUAAACUCCUGGCCUAUUUCAAGAUCUUUACCAAGAAGUUCGAUCUUCUGAAAUACAUUCAGUUCCAGACUACAGUCCUCAGUGUGACAAAACGUCCAGAUUUCUCUUCCACUGGUCAGUGGGAGGUUGUUACUGAGAAUAAUGGUAAAGAGGCCAGGGAUGUAUUCGAUGCAGUGAUGGUUUGCAGUGGCCAUCAUAUAGAAUCUUAUGUUCCUCUGAAGUAUUUUCCAGGAAUUGAAAAGUUCAAAGGUCACUAUUUGCACAGCCGCCAAUACAAGACUCCAGAUGGAUUUGAAGGGAAGAGGAUCCUGGUGAUUGGAAUGGGAAAUUCAGCCUCAGACAUUGCAGUGGAGCUGUGUAAGAAGGCCUCCCAGGUGUUUGUCAGCACCAGACACGGCUCCUGGGUCUUGAGCCGGAUUUCUGACAAUGGUUACCCUUGGGACAUGGUGUUCCACACCAGAUUUAACUCCACGCUCAGAAAUGUUCUACCCCGGCCCGUGGUGAAAUGGAUGAUGGAGCAUCAAAUGAGCCGAUGGUUCAACCAUGAAAACUACGGCCUGGUGCCUCAAAACAAAUCACUCAUGAAAGAGCCAGUGUUAAAUGAUGACCUCCCCAGCCGCAUCCUCUACGGAGCCAUCAGGGUGAAAACCAGUGUGAAGGAAUUCACUGAAACCUCAGUCAUAUUUGAAGAUGGAAGUGAGGAGGAGGAUAUCGACAUUGUCAUCUUUGCCACAGGAUAUAGUUUCUCUUUUCCCUUUCUUGAUGAGUCGGUCAUCAAAGUAGAAAACAACCUGGUCUCACUCUACAAGCGUAUUUUCCCUCCUCAACUGGAGAAGCCGACCCUGGCUGUCAUUGGUCUCAUCCAGCCAUUAGGUCCCAUCAUGCCAACCUCAGAACUCCAGGCCCGCUGGGUAGUCAGAGUUUUCAAAGGUUUGAGUACCCUGCCUCCAGAGAGCACUAUGAGAACAGAAAUUGCCCAGACAAAGGAAAGAAUAGUUGACAUGUUCGGAGAAAGCCGGAGCCAAACUUUGCAGACCAACCACGUCGACUACCUAGAUGAACUUGCGGUGGAAGUGGGCACAAAGCCUGACAUUCUGUCUCUCUUUCUGAAAGACCUGAAACUGGGCCUUAAAGUGUAUUUUGGGCCAUGCAACCCAUACCAGUACCGUCUCUCUGGGCCUGGAAAGUGGGAAGGAGCUAGGAAUGCCAUCCUGACCCAAGAUCAACGACUUCUGAAACCUUUGAAGACUCGUGUGGUAAAGGAUUCUUCCAAUUCCUCAGCUUCCUUCCUGGUGAAAAUUCUGAGCCUUCUGGUUGUUAUCUUGGCCCUUGUUCUUAGCUUCAAAUAGGUCUGGACUGUCAGUUGAAAAGUUCCUUUUAGAAUAUUCCUGUGAUCCUCAGAUCAUUUCUUCUAUGGCGAGUAUCUUCUAACAUUGAGAUUGUAACUGGUAAACAUCUAGACUGGAUCCAGUGGGGAAUUAGAACGUACUCAGGCUUUUAGAAAAAGUCAAAACGAUUUCCGGUCCACAAAAGCACUUCUUCAGCUUCUCCUCCUCCAAACCAUGCUUCACAAACAGUAAAAUAAAUCAAAUCAACAAAUUGCUGCAGGCCCUUUGCAAAUGGAUAAGAAGUUAGCUGUAAGGCUCACCUAUUCUAAACCUUUUCUUCAGUUCAAAGUGGACCAUAUGAGCAUCAAUCAAAUGGACAUUUCAUGUAUUCUGCAUAGCUUUAUCUAAAUGCUGCUUUUUUCUUGAGAUAGCCAACAAAUAGCACUCCUUUUGCAAUUAGUACUCCUAAAUGGAUUUUAAUUAUCUAAUCAUAAAACACUAAUGAAGCUUCCAAUCUGGGAGUUAGAUGCUAUAAUAUCAGAGAGGUGGAUUACUGACAAAAGGGACAUGCCUAGGGCACUAGAAACUUUUCCUAUCCACAUUAGGGGUCCAGUUCAGAAGCUUGUUUCUAAAGUCUCAGACUAGUGAGUCCUUUUCUUUCUGUUCCUUGGCAGGCUCAAAUUCUUUAGGUUUGGGAGUGUCUGAGGUAUGAGCUAGCAAAAUAAUGGAAGUAUUUGACUGUGUGCUGUUUUUCACUGCUCAGUACGCCAGAGUGCCGAUGGACAUAUUACA